Molecule: messenger RNA, 4232 nt
Organism: Dreissena polymorpha
Lineage: Eukaryota; Metazoa; Mollusca; Bivalvia; Myida; Dreissenidae
Exons: 26
Coding region: 117-4043 (1308 amino acids)
Biological process (GO): protein phosphorylation; cell surface receptor protein tyrosine kinase signaling pathway; multicellular organism development
Cellular component (GO): signaling receptor complex
Molecular function (GO): ATP binding; transmembrane receptor protein tyrosine kinase activity
Source: RefSeq, a predicted model, not a curated record
UUGACCUUAAACCUUAUCGUCCCGCUGAAGUCCUGUUACAUUCGGCAUGAUGAUCGAGAUAAACAAUGCGUGGCAAUGACCACUGGUAGCGCUGAAGAUGAAAUGCCAUAAACGAUAUGGCUAUUUAUAAGAAUAAAAAGAAAUAUGUAGCAAUCAGGUGCAUAGUAUAUUGUGUUUUUUUGAUAACUGUGGAUGGAUUCGAUUACAACAUAGCAACUCAACGAUCACUCUGCCGGGCGCAAUGCCGGGCGAGACAACUUGCCGGUUUGACAGACAACGCCGCUUGUAAUAGCGAAAGUUUAACCUGGAUCACACAUUGCGAUGCACCAAAUUGCGUGGGAACUUGUUCAAUAUUUUUCGCAGAUCAUUUAAAUCAUACGGAAGACGCCGUCAGGGUGCCAGAUAUACACCUUAGUCUCGUUGGUAACCGGGAUGUAGAGCUGGUUUGGUUACCCGCUAUCACCUCACGCCAUACCCUCUCGCCUUCUCACGUGAUUUAUGUCAUCGAGGAAACCCUGCCGGACUAUGUCUACGGUGGCCUGUCAACGACAGUCUUGGUGAACUCCACCAGUGCGACGAGUUUCCAGACGCCGCUGCAUGGGUUGUGCUAUCCCGCCCAGUACCGCGUCAUGGCGGUCAAUCGCUAUGGCUCUGCGGGAUUUACACACCACGUGGUAACACCAGCCAUACCCCCUGGCCCAGUGCAGAAUCUGCAGCUUACGGGUGCCGGGAUAUAUUACUACGAGGACAAGCUCGAGCAGGACUUCUCAAGCUUUAUGACUGUCAUUAAAUGGGAUCCGCCCGCGGGCUGGAUGGAAAGGGACAUUGACCACUACGAGUGGAACCCGAUGAUAAAACGCUGGUGUGAUGAUAUAGGCCAUGACACCUUUCCCACCUUUCAAGAAAUGGUGAACCAAACCAACCAUAUUCUGAUGACAAUCAACAGUGGGUCCAUUGGGUGCAAGUUUGAGACUCAGAUCAGAGCUGUUUCAAAGUGCAACAUCACUGGCCCAUGGACAGAUCUCCCCGUGGAUUUGACAAACUGUAGCAGCAUAAACGGAUUUCGAUGUAAUGACAAACCAGUCAGUCCACCGGGACUAGUGAAAAAUGUCAGCCUGUCGGUCACGUCUGCCAGUCGUGAAGAGGUGAUGAAGUAUUACGCAGACCCGGGACUCAACUUAACCUGUCCCCUGUUCGUCUACCUUCACAUCAAAUGGCGACCGCCCCCAGACAUGGGUUCACGUGGCGUUAUUGACAAGUACAUCAUUAGGUCCGGUCGGACAAAGCGAGAAUUCCUCCCCAUUCCGCCGUCCUUUAUUGAGACGCCAACGACAAAAGAGGCACCGAACGACACGAUCGAGAUCAUAUUUGAACUCCCGUCACAUACGAUACCAUAUACAUUUGCUGUACAGGUGGUGGCAUUGGGUCCGGGGCAGUUGAUCAGCGACAACGAAUGGGGUCUGUUUCCCAUGUACACUAUGGAGGUCAGUCGAAACGAAUCCGGCAUAGCGUCGCUCAUACAGGAAGGUAAGGUGCUUCUAGACAAGGCAGGUAUAGUGAUCGUGUACAUCAACAACUUUCGACAUGCGCAGUUCAUGUUCGACCAGCCGAUGGGAAAGUCGGAAAACAUAACGUUUGAGCGCUACGCCAUGCAGUGGGGGCCGUUGGUAGGUCCGGAUGGCAACCAGACCAUGAUGGUGGAGAACGAGACUGUUGUGGGCAGGAAUCAAUGUAUGCUGGGAGUUCACUUGGCUCAUCCCGGAAAGCGAUACGGACUUCAGGUGCGACACCUGCUGGAUAUUGAAGAGGACGACGAACAGAGUGCACUGGAAUCAGAGUUUUUCACUUUCGAGCUUCCUGGAGAAAAUGAAACUGCACUGGGACCGAGCAAACAGAAUGCUCAAAUGACACCGGCAUGGGUUACCCUGGUUACGGUAGCCAGCGUUUUGGUUGGCAUAGCCAUCAGUACUGUGACACUUCGUCAUCUUCAUAAGCAACACCGGUUCAAGCACUUAGAAAGACGUCUCAUAGCAACAGAAGAACAUGUUGAUGAGGAAGGGGUUCAUUAUUUUGUUUUCCGACCAGUAGAAACCAGAGCUACUGACGCAGACACGACAGUAGUGGCUGAUCGCUGGGAACUCCCGCACCAUUGUUUGAAGAUCGGGCAACUUUUAGGUAGCGGCGCAUUUGGACGUGUCGUCAAAGGUCGGGUGAGCAAGAGUCUGUUGACACACCGCGGUACGGACGUGUUCAUGGCGCAGCAACAAACGGGGCCUUAUUUGACCGUUGCUAUAAAGAUCAUCCAAGAAAACUCUGAAGAAAAGUAUAUACAGGACUUCCUUAACGAGAUUCAGAUGAUGAAAGAUAUUGGUUACCAUAGAAACAUAGUCAGUCUUCUUGGCUGUUGCACACUACGGCAGCCAUACUGUCUGGUUGUGGAACAUCUGCCCAAUGGGGACCUGCUAGCAUACUUAAGAAAACUGAGACAGGAAAUUAAACAGCAUGAAUCGAUCACAGAUGGCUAUGUAAACCAGGACUUUGAAAUAUUCACGCCAGCAGACCUGAUGUCUGUAGCUCAACAGGUUGCAAGUGGAAUGGACUUCUUGAACCAGAAAGGGUUUGUGCACCGUGAUCUAGCUGCUAGAAACGUUCUUGUGGGAGAAAACAAGAACGUGAAAAUUGCCGAUUUUGGUCUCGCCCGCUACAUUUACCAUGACGUUAAUAAGAUUUACGUUCAUCGGCGUGGCGGAAAACUACCUUUGCGAUGGAUGGCACCAGAAGCAAUUUUUAAUCUUGUCUUUUCACCAGCAAGUGACGUGUGGUCAUUUGGAAUCUUGCUGUACGAGAUCGUAUCUCUGGGGGGAUCUCCGUACCCCAGCUGGUCGAAUGCAGAUCUGCUGAAGUACUUGAAGCAAGGAAUUCGCAUGGAGAGGCCAGACAACUGCAGUCUAGAUGUGUAUGAGGUGAUGUUACAAUGUUGGGAACAGGAUCCUCUAUGUCGGCCAUCCUUCUCUCGUCUGUGUCAAAUCUUCACCAUGAUGCUCGAGGAAAUUACCCACGUGGAGUACUUUCAUUUUGAUGUGGAUGAGACGAGAGACUACUGUAUGAUUGAUACAGACGACAUGGACAUGGACGGCCUUGACCUUACCAAUUUCUGCUCCAGCGAUGACGCAGUUACAAAUAUUGACAGCGUUCAGGUGGAGCAGAUAUCCGCUGCCACAGUGACGACUGUUGCCGACAUUCACAUCACUGAUGUCGCUUCAACGAACCCAAAGGAGCAACCUGUGGAAUACAGUGACUUACCUUUCGUUAGGAAUCACCAGUCAACGUUAUCGUUCCACAACGAGAUGUACACCGUGGGCAUUGAUGGCGGUUUAAUUUGUGGAGAUUGGUCUGGCAGUGAAGCUUCAUCCGGAUCUGACGGUAAAUCCGAUAUUUCUACAGAAAUUACUGAGACCUAUAUGUCUGUCAGCAUUGAGAAUAAGACAAAAGCAAUUGAAAUGAGACAUCAGCGUUUUCCUUCGGAAACAAGAAGUUCAACAUCGGAUGAUGUGUUUCAAGUUUGCACCACGUGUAAUGCCCAAGCAGGGACAUCUAGUCAGUCUCCGGAGUGUCAAGAAUGUCUGAAACUGACAGUUAUUGUACACAAACCGGAAAUGUUUGAUGCAGAAAGGUGUGACUCGGCCUAUUCUAGCACAACAUCAGAUGACUCUGAACAUCAGAACAACGGGCUAUCGGAAUUGCCUGAAAAUAACCAUGAUUACCGUGUGCCGAUAAGUUUCAUGAAAUACACCUGCAAUUAUAAUCCGCCCGAAACAGCAGGGCCAGUUGUCACUGAAAUUGGGUCAUCUCAUGGUGACCAUUGUUUGGUUUACACGGACUACAACGAUAGAAGUCAAAUUCUAGCCGGAUCGCAGCUGCAACAUGCUGUUUGUCGUGAUAGGGCCCUCAAAUACGAGCUGCAGCAAAUGGGGCCACGGCUUAUGCUGAAGGAAUUUGUGAAACAUUCGGACAGGAUGACCAUAGGCCAAACAAAGUUUUGAUUCACUAAUUAAGAACCUUUUUUCAAAUGUAUGGAAUGCUCAAAACUUUGCUCAAAUAUAAAGACAAUAGUAACAUUGAUUCCAAGAAAACACGUGAUCUGGCAACAUAGUUGAAUUAUUGUUUCCUCAUAUGUUCUUGGUUUAUUAGCUUAUCAUAUUUUUAUAUAGUUCAAAUAAACUUCAAACAUG